This is a messenger RNA of Clupea harengus (Atlantic herring), 1512 nucleotides long. It is a transcript of the gene rasl11a, whose product is annotated as RAS-like, family 11, member A. The record is from RefSeq and is a predicted model, not a curated record. Gene Ontology annotation, molecular function: GTP binding; GTPase activity. Lineage: Eukaryota; Metazoa; Chordata; Actinopteri; Clupeiformes; Clupeidae.
GGGACGGAGUCGUCAGCCGUAUCUCCUGCUAAAUUCACGCCCCCAUCCUAUCUCGGGCGCUUCUCUCCCUGACUAAGUUUAUAAGUACUGACUAAGUAUUAGUUGUAAGAUGCAUAGUCUCCUUUAUUCAGUAGGAUUCAACAACAGCAGAAAAUCUGCCGAGACCUAUUAUGUAAAAGUAAUGGAGGAAAUAUAGCGUAGUCUACGAUCGAACUGAGGCGAGUGUCCAAGGAAGCGUAAUUUUAGUGGUAAGUAGUUCUGAAGAAGGCUAGGCUGCAAGGGUGAAGCCCGUUUUCGGAACACUGUGAUGAGUGCGACAGAGAGGACCUCCGGAAUUUCAACUUAACGGAAUUUUUGGAAGAGAAAUUCAGAUACGACAGUGAAAAGGUCAACAUAUGCUAAAUGCGCCUUCCUGUCGACAAUACUAGAACAAUGAGCUGUGGUUCUAGCAACUUUCUGCUAGUUCCAAUACCGGAGUAUCCCGUUCUGGACUGUGAUCCUAACAAAAACGUCAAGAUUGUCGUGCUUGGCGCAAGUAACGUGGGGAAAACAGCUUUAAUUGUAAGAUUUCUAACCAAGCGGUUCAUCGGAGAUUAUGAGGCAAACACAGGGGCCCUCUAUUCACGAAAAAUCACCUUGGACGGAGAGCAGGUGUCUCUACAAGUGCAAGACAAUCCAUGUGUCGCGCUCCAGGACGAUGCAGAAGGUCUGUACUGCCAGGAACAGAUUAAUCGCUCCAUCUACUGGGCCGAUGGCUAUGUUCUAGCAUUCUCCAUCACAGACCUUAGUAGCUACCGCACCAUACAGCCACUCUACCAGCAUGUGCGUCGCAUCCACCCCAGUGGGAACAUCCCUGUGAUCCUGCUGGGCAACAAGAGUGACCUGCUGCGGGCCCGCCAGGUGCCCGCGCAUGAGGGGGAGGCCCUCGCUGCUGAGCUGGGUGGGACAUACUUUGAGACCUCAGCACGAGAGAACCACGAAGGCGUCCAUUCUGCAUUUCUGCACUUGUGCCAUGAGGUGAGCCGCGCCCUUGGAGGUAGUAAUGGAGAGAAGAGAAGAGGGGGGCUUCACCUGGCCAGGCCCAAGUCUCCCAACAUGCAAGAGCUCAAGAGGAGGUUCCGGCAAGUUCUGUCCUCCAAGGUGAAGUCAGCCACCACGCUAUGAAAGGAAUAGUGCACCUUAAAGACUUGGAGAAUGUUCCAUCAUCAGAAUAUAGCUCAGCCGUUAUUGUCAUUGCAAUACAAAUAAGGACCUUUUUUGAGACAAAACGAGUGGGAUUGACUGGUCAAGGAUUAUUUUGGUUUCUUUAACAUUUUGUUAAUAUUUUUUCAUUGGUUUUAUGUAAGCAUGAUCUAUCAUAUCACAUUCCAGUAAUGUGAUAAUUCAAUGAGGUCAUUUCUGAGAAAGUGUGUGGCAGGGUGGAGUACUUCAGUUACUGGUGAAAACUUUCUCCAUCUUACCAUUCAUGACAAAUCUGUUGCGAUCUGCUGAACAAAAAAACAAUUCUGGAUC